Molecule: messenger RNA, 3107 nt
Organism: Choloepus didactylus (southern two-toed sloth)
Lineage: Eukaryota; Metazoa; Chordata; Mammalia; Pilosa; Megalonychidae
Gene: FFAR4
Product: free fatty acid receptor 4
Exons: 3
Coding region: 56-1141 (361 amino acids)
Biological process (GO): G protein-coupled receptor signaling pathway
Cellular component (GO): membrane
Molecular function (GO): peptide binding; G protein-coupled receptor activity
Source: RefSeq, a predicted model, not a curated record
GUCGCCUGCCAGAUGACCGUGCUCGCAGACGGCUGCCGGGCGCCGGGCGCCGGGCAUGUCCCUUGAGUGCGCUCAGGCGGCGGGCACCGAGCCCCCGCGCAGUUUGGAGCGGGCCAACCGUACUCGCUUCCCCUUCUUCUCCGACAUCAAGGGCGACCACUGGCUGGUGCUGAGCACCGUGGAGACAGUCGUAUUAGGGCUCAUCUUUGCGGUGUCGCUGUUGGGCAACGUGUGCGCCCUGGUCCUAGUGGCGCGCCGACGCCGCCGCGGUACAGCCGCCUGCCUGGUGCUCAACCUCUUCUGCGCUGAUCUGCUUUUCACCAGCGCCAUCCCGCCCGUGCUGGUGGUGCGCUGGACCGAGGCCUGGCGGCUGGGUCCCGUCGCCUGUCACCUGCUCUUCUACAUGAUGACCCUGAGCGGCAGCGUCACCAUCCUCACUCUGGCCGCGGUCAGCCUGGAGCGCAUGGUGUGCAUAGUGCGCCUGCAGCGCGGCGUGCAGGGCCCCGGGUGGAGAGUGCGGGCCGUGAUGCUGACGCUCAUCUGGGUCUACUCUGCGCUCUCCGCUCUGCCGCUCUGCGUUUUCUUCCACGUCGUCCCGCAGCGGCUCCCUGGCGCGGACCAGGAGAUUCCAGUUUGCACACUGGUUUGGCCCAGCAUUGAAGGAGAAAUCUCUUGGGAUGUGUCUUUUGCUAUUUUGAACUUCUUGGUGCCAGGACUGGUCAUUGUGAUCAGUUACACCAAAAUUUUACAGAUCACGAAGGCGUCCAGGAAGAGGCUCACGGUGAGCCUGGCCUACUCGGAGAGCCACCAGAUCCGCGUGUCCCAGCAGGACUUUCGGCUCUUCCGCACCCUCUUCCUGCUCAUGGUCUCCUUCUUCAUCAUGUGGAGCCCCAUCAUCAUCAUCAUCCUCCUCAUCCUCAUCCAGAACUUUAAGCAAGACCUGGUCAUCUGGCCGUCCCUCUUCUUUUGGGUGGUGGCCUUCACGUUCACCAACUCAGCCCUAAACCCCAUUUUCUACAACAUGUCACUGUUUAAGAACAAAUGGAAGAAAAUCUUCCACUGCUUCUUGUUCUCAGAAAAGGGAGCCAUUUUUACAGACACGUCUGUAAGAAGAAAUGAUUUGUCUGUUAUUUCCAACUAAUUCAUUUUUCUCUAUAGGCAGAGUUUCUUGCUACAGGGCCAGCCACAGUACAGGUUAAUUUCCAGGACUGCCCUACAAGUGCACCCUGCUUUCAGAAAGUUUAACCUCUGCAAAUACACAUUUACAGCAACAAGCAAAUUAAGGGAUGAUUAUUCAAUAUAACAAUUUUUAUCCUUUACAAAAGGAUCUGCUAUGUGUUCCUUUUAAAUAUGAACUUCUCCAGUGUGUUUAUAGUAUAAUUAACAAAUUUGUGUUGAUAACUUCAGCAAUCAUCUCUCCUACAUAUAAAGCCACAUCUUCCUGGUUUCUUAAUUGAGGCUUGGAACUGAUCCAGGCCCCAGAUUUCUUCUUUGAAGAGUCACGGCUGUUCUAAGCUCCUGCUCUGGACUUACAAGAACUCAGGAUCAUUCAUUCAUGUCAAGAACGCUUGAGGAAUUUACAAGGAAAAAUAAAAGGUGAACAUUUUUCAUUUCCAAAAAAUGCCAUGACCCCUUUAGGGAAAGAGGUGUCAAAAUCAGAGAGAAGGUAGGAUAACUCCAAAACUUUGGUGAGUGGAAGCAUGAGUGAAUCCUUUUGUUGACUGUCUGUUAAGCACCUGUUUUGGGAAUACAGUGGUGAACUGACAGCCAUGGUCCUGCUCUCAUGGUGUUCACCUGCUAGUGAGGAGAGAGAAACACUAGACAUACGUGGAUAAGUAAUAUAGCCAUAGCGUGAAGAAUUAGCAGCAUGAUAAAAAUCUGAUAGGGUGCUAUGGCAGUGAUGGUAAUUUAGAUGGGGGUGAGAGGGACAUCUUGGAAGACCUUUCUGAGGAGUGAUAUUUGGGCAGAAAGGUGAUAGACAAGAAAGGGCCAGCCAUGUGCAUCUGGGGGAGGGGCUUUGCCAGCAGAGGAGACAAUGGUGCAAAGAGGUUGGCAUGUCUGUGGGAGCAAAAGAAGAGUGGUAUGGCCACAGCAAAGCAAACCACACAUUGCGCCUUCUCUGCGUGAGGCACUGUCCUUGAAGGUGGCACAGAGGGGUGUGCCUUGCUGGAUGGAGCCCAGCAAGUGAGUCCAGAGAAGAUACAGGGUAGAUGGUGCAGGGUCUGGAAGGCUACCCUGUGGAGUUUCUAUUCUUUGUCCAGUAGACAGCCACUGGAGGUUUGCAGUUGGAGACUUAUGUGACCUAAUGCAUGUUUUUAAAUAUCACUGUGGCUGCUGAGCAGGGAAUGAACUUUGAGGAGCAAGAUUGAAAAUGGGGAGCAGGUAGACAGCUACUGAAGUAGAAAAGAUGAUGGGGAACUUGGAGGUGAGCUGUGUCAUCAGAGUUGUGAGAGCAAUCAUCCCUGAGAUACACUUUAGGAAGGCAAGCAAACACGAUUUAUUGAUGGACUGGAUUUAAAAUGUGAGGGAAAGAGAGGAUCCAAGGGUGACUCCUAGGAUUUUAGCCUGACACUACUUGGAUGGUGGAGCAGGAAACAAAAAAAUGGGGAUGACCAGAAAGCCGUGGGGGUAGGAGGGCCAACAGCUUCUUUGAGGGCAUAUAAGUCUGAAAUCCGAGUGAGACAUCUGAAUAGAGAGUAGGCGGUUGGAUGCAGGACUGUGGAGCUUGGACCUGGAGAGACAAUGUUAGGAGUCAACAGAUGGUAUUGACAGACCCAUGGUUUUAUGAAAUAUCCCUGGGAGAGAAAAGAGAGAGAGAAGAAACUGGAGCCAAAGACUGAACCCAGGGACACACCAGCCCUUGGAGGUUAGGCCAACGGUUGGAGCACAAAGUAGCACAGGGCCUGCCUGGCACAUGGCAGGUCUCAACAAAUCUUGGUUGACAGGUACAUCGGUGCCCACAGCUGCCAUUGCUCAUGCAGUUUAUGGAGCAGCUUGUUUCUGAAAUAAGAUUUAUGGAGAUCACAGACUUGAGAACAAAAUGACAGGGCGUAUUUGUUCAUCUUCAGUUAAUAGAUUUGGUAAAUUAAAGUUCUUUUGGGAAGUGA